CUGUACUGAAAUCAUUCUUCACAAGCAAAAAGUCGAGACCUUUGAAUUGGUUCUGAGCAGAGAAGCCAUGGCGGAAGAGACCCAAUUAGCAGAAGCAGUAAGAGGACCAAACAAGAGGCGAAUAGGGAAGUCAAAGGGCUCCAAAGCCAGAAAGAAAUCGAAGAAGAUGCCGCACGCUUCGGACGGAAGCAGAGCCAUGAAGCCCAAGAAGAUUGACCCCAAAAUGAAGAAGCUUUAUCGAAAACGAGCCAGAGAGUACGAUUCAGAUGAGGAAGAAGAAGAGGAGAAAGAGGAGAGUGGUGGGUCUGAAGAAGAAGAAGGAGGAGAAGGAGAAGAGAAGGAAGCAAAGGAGAGGCGUGAAGCGGAGAAUGGAUUCUCGGAUGAGGAGGAAGACGAUGAAGUUCUGCCCGGAAUCAUGAAACUUUCGGAGGGGUGUAAUGCGUUUAGGUUGGCUUUCAAAAGCAUUAUCAAGAAGAGUGUUGCCGACGAUGUGUUGGGACCAAUAAUAUCAGGGAACAAGAAGCUUAUUGCAGAAAAGCUUGCUGAAGCGGAAGCUGAGCGCAAGGUCAAGGGAGAGGCUAAGGACAAACAAUUGGUAAUAGAAAAGGGGCAUGUUGUGAAUCCUGUCAACUUUGACCCGCAUGAAAAGUUUCUAAUUAGUCUUGCUACUAGAGGAGUGGUCACAUUGUUCAAUGCUGUUAGCAAGGCACAACAUGCUCAGAAAGGGCUGGAUCCUUCCAGGUUUAAAGAUGCAAAAGUGAUAAGAAAGCGGAGGAAAGAAGCCUUCUUUUCAGAGUUGGGGAAAACUAGUGCUUCUGCAAAGGCUCAGACAUCUAAAGGCUCAGUGGACAAUGAAGGGCCUGCCUGGGCUCCAUUGCGAGAUAAUUUCAUGCUAACAAAUUCCAAGUUGAAGGACUGGGAUAAAAUGCCGGAGCAAGUUGGGAAAGAUGACAUUGGAAGGAUGUCAGAAGAUAGUAGUUCGGAGGAUGAUUAGUGCUGUGGAACUACAUGAACAGCUAAAUGCUGAUUCUCUGUUAGGCAAAUACUUUGUCCACUAUAAUGUUAUACUUGUAUCACUAGUUCACUACUACCUAAGAAUUGUCCCCAACAUAUUACUUUUUGUUAUAAAUGAGUGCUUCAAGAUGUUGUGCAUAUCUUCUGUUGCUUCUAUUGCUUGCUCCUUAUUUUCAACAAAAUUUGGAAACUUGAAAAGAAACAUAGCAAGGAGUACAAAGUACAGAGAUACUCGGAGAAAAACACCUUUCAAAAGGAAGAAGGAACAAAAUUAACGCCUUGACCUCUUCUUCAGGAGGAAAUCACUUGAGAUCUUGUGUUUGGAGGUCGUAUCAAAACCUCCUCCCAACUCGAGCUAACUACCAAAGAUUAUGAAGGUCAUUAGGAGUUUGUGAUGCAGCCGUCCAUAUGAGGAUGUUGGU
Molecule: messenger RNA, 1436 nt
Organism: Fragaria vesca subsp. vesca
Lineage: Eukaryota; Viridiplantae; Streptophyta; Magnoliopsida; Rosales; Rosaceae
Exons: 8
Coding region: 68-994 (308 amino acids)
Biological process (GO): maturation of LSU-rRNA; maturation of 5.8S rRNA
Cellular component (GO): preribosome, large subunit precursor
Source: RefSeq, a predicted model, not a curated record